AGUUGUGUUAAGCAGGGCUUUCGGCAUAAAACACUGCCACCAUGUUUUUUUCGUCAUGACUUCAUAGUGUUAAUUAUUUUUGUGUUAUUAAUUAAUCAGCUGAUUGACACUAAAUUCGAUGCCACCAAAUCCAACUAGGUGGGAUUAAGUUAGCCAAAGUAGAUUGCCCCAGAGAUACUCACUUUUGGGUAUAUGAUGAUGGUUCAUAUGAAGAAGAAGGCCAAAACAGUAUUAGAGGAAACAUAUGGGAGAAGGCAGGCAUUCACUCGUUUCCUAUGCUCAUUAUGGUCAUUGCCCAUUCCCCUUGCAAAUACUCAAGGACCAAUAGAGGAUGGAACUACUUUUUCAGGGAGGUCUCUGCCUGGUUCUUUGGAGCAUAGCGAGUCUCAGAAACUUUUGCUAUUUGGGUUGGAGGGAUCUGGGACAAGCACUCUUUUUAAGCAAAUGAAGUUUAUUUAUGGAACUAAGUUUACUAUGGAUGAGGUACAAAACCUAAAGCUUCUUAUUCAAAGCAACAUUUAUAAAUACCUUGGCAUCUUACUUGAGGGUCGAGAGCGCUUUGAAGAGGAAGCCUUGAGGGAGAAGAACACAUCUUUGCGAGGUGAAAAUCUCUCACCAGGUGAUAUAAGAAAUGGAUGUAAGACAUGCAUAUAUUCUCUCAAUCAAAGGCUGAAGCAGUUUUCCGACUGGCUGUUGGAGAUCGUGGCUUCUGGGGAUCUGAAUGCCUAUUUCCCUGCUGCAACCCGUGAAUAUUCCCCCCUGGUGGAUGAGAUAUGGAAAGAUCCAGCCAUUCAAGAAACUUAUAAGAGGAUAAACGAAUUGCAUUUCCUUCCUGAUACAGCAAAAUAUUUUUUGGACCAGGUCAUUGAGAUUUCGAGUAAUGAGUAUGAGCCUUCAGAAAAAGAUAUUCUGUUUGUCGAUGGCAUGACCCCUAGCAAUGGACUUGCCUCAAUUGAGUUUUCAUUUGACGAUCACUCUGCAAAAUCGGACGUGUUUGACGCGGAAUGCCAACGUCCACUAAGCAGGUACCAGCUGAUUCGUGUUAGUUCAAAGGGACCACACGAUUUUGGGAAAUGGAUUGAUAUGUUAGAAGAUUUGACAGUGGUAGUCUUAUGUGUGGCAUUGAGUGACUAUGAUGAGGUCUGGUCCCUUGGUCAAGGUCCUCCAGAAAACAAAAUGCUGGUAACCAGAGAUUUGCUGGGGAGUUUGGUUCGACACAGCAGUUUCAAGAAUACGAGGUCUGUGCUUGUCCUAAACAAGUAUGAUGUCUUUGAGGAUAAAAUUAGCAAAGUCCCUUUAACGGUGUGCGGGUGGUUCAAAGAGUUCAGACCUUUGAAAUCAAGCGGCGGCAAUCAGUCCCUAGCAAAUGAAGCUUAUCACUACGUAGCUCACAAGUUCAAGGAGUGGUAUUCUUCCAUCACCGGAAGAAAGCUCUAUGUCUGGCUAAGUAGGGCCCGGGAACGGUCAUCGGUGGAUGAAGUGUUCAGGUACGUGAACGAAGUGGUUAAGUGGGAGGUAGGUAAGGAUAGAAUGUGCAGUAUGGGCGAUGACAACAGUGACAAUUCCUUGUCUAGUAGUAAUGAAUGAAUGACAAAUAAUCUCUUGGCCCUUGGCUACUUUUUGAACCUCCAAGGGAAUAUUACUUCUGACUCGAAUACCCCAAAACAAAGAUUAUUGAAUGAC
Messenger RNA from Cuscuta campestris, 1683 nucleotides. The record is from the annotation of a GenBank genome assembly. NCBI's taxonomy places the organism in Eukaryota, Viridiplantae, Streptophyta, Magnoliopsida, Solanales, Convolvulaceae.